AGGAGUUACUCAUAGACCGUCCAAGUGUUCCAGCUUCUCCGUAAAGUGGUUCUCACAAUGACGCAAAGGAGAGAAGUAUUCCUUCUUUAAGAGAAGAAAAAGAAGAAAAAAAAAGAAGAAAAAAAAAAAAAAAACCACCUGAGGCACUUUCGUACAUCAAUUACUGGAAGUCACACAGCUUGUAGGAGAGCUGAGUUUGGAACCCGGGCCUUCUGUAUCCACUAAAGGAUUGGGGGAUUCUCCUGUGGUAUUCACCCCUACACAAUUCUGGCGAUUUCACGUCUGAGGAUGCACCAUUCAGCCAAUACUCAGGGUGUUGGAACAAGGUGAUCACCAAGAAAUCCAGACUUAAAGUGACUCCUUUGUUCCCUCGGGGUUUUUGACGGUCCAAAUGGAGGCUUGAGAGGCCUCUCUUGCCAUCAAUCAUGACAUCAUCAGAGGGUCUGCUCACCCAGCUUACACAAUUCUGGAACCUUCUUGAUGAUCUUGCUGAAAGUGAUCCUGAGCGCUACAAUAAAUUCAUCCAACAGGAGCUGCGGGAGGGGCAGCGGCUCUAUGCAGGCCCAGAACCAAAGCUCUGUCUACAAACCAGGAUUCUGAAACCAAAAGAAAAAUUACUUUUUAUCAAUCUAUGUCAGUGGGAAAGGAUCCCAGCUCCCCAGUCAACCACUCAUCCAGUACCACUACGUCUCGGCCGACCAGAAGACGUCUCUGAAACAUCAGAUGCUUAUACAGUCAUCGAUGUUGCCUACAAUCCUGAUGUUCUCCAGGCAGCAGAAAAGGACCAAGUGAAAAAAGAUGAGUUAAUAAGGAUGGCCAUGAAAUGCAUUGAGGAGCACUUCCAGUUCACACUCUCACAUUCUUACCAUGUUACCAAAGUUACAAUAAAAGGAAGCAUUCAAAGAAUGAAACAAAGUUUGAUGGGAAUCCAAACUGAUUCCACAGAUUUAAAAGACAAAAAGAGAAUGGAACUCACUCUUGAACAGCUAAGAAGCAGUACUGUGGGCAAUCCAGAUCACUUUCCUCAACUUUCACUGCUAAAAACACAAGUUUCAAGUAAAGCAGGAUGUCUGAUAGAAGAGAUUUCUAGUACUGAAAUCCAGGAGGUAAUGAAGAUACCAGCCUAUGAUUUAAAAAUCGUGAAGGAUCAGAAUGAGAAGCCUCUGAAAAUAGAAUUGAAAGUUGAAUUACCGGGUAUUAACUCAGUCUCUGUCUGUGACCUUAGUGUUUCUGAGGAUGAUUUGUUGAUUGAGGUCUCUGAGAAGUACAAAUUACAUCUGAAUCUUCCAGAAGCUAUUGAUACUGAGAUGACUACAGCAAAGUUUAUCAAAGAGCAAUCUACAUUAAUCAUCACAAUGCCACUGGUAUAAAACAAAAACAUCAUGUUUUGAGUGUUCUCUACUAACCAUGUGAAUUAGAGGAACUUUAUUAUGGGCAGAGGUAGUGGUUUAUCUUAAAUACUAUUUUCUAAGCAUUCCUUUAAAUGGAAUGAAAUUUUCUCUUCAGCUAUUACAUCUAUUUUUUAACUCAUUUUUUCUUAAAUAAACUUGGCAUCAACCACAAAUGAUUAAAAACAAUGUAGUCAUGAUGUACUCAUUUUAAAGAUAUUUCUACUGAUUUUGAGUAAUGUAAAUACCAUUCAGGAGAAUUCUGAUUCUUUCCAAGUAACAUGUUGGAACAAUUGCUUUAUUGCUUGGGGGAAAAAAGUUAAAACUGUAGUAAAUUUUCCCAGACAGUGCAAGAAAUUUAUUACUAGGAUGAACUGUAGCAGUAAAAGUUUCCUCCUGUAAUAAAAAUACAGGGCCAAAUAUAACAUUCAAAUCCAUGCUUCUAUGAAUCUUUGUAGUGUGAUUAAACAGCUCUGCCAUGAGCCCAAGCUACCCCUACAGAACUUUUGAAAUAACUUAUUGUCAGACCAGAGUUGUGGUGUACUGAUUGAGCUGCCAUCUGUGAACUGGCAUCCCAUAUGAGUCCCACCUUCUCCACUUCCAAUCCAGCUCCCUAAUAAAGCACCUGGGAAAGAAGUGGGAAAUGGCCCAAGAGCUUGGGCCCCUGCACCCAUGUGGAAGACCCUGGCAUCAGUUUAGCCCAGCAAUGCCCGUUGUGGCCAUUUGGGGAGUGAAUU
This is a messenger RNA of Lepus europaeus (European hare), 2125 nucleotides long. RefSeq names its product PIH1 domain containing 2 (gene PIH1D2). Gene Ontology annotation, cellular component: cytoplasm; R2TP complex; ribonucleoprotein complex. The transcript is spliced from 6 exons. The record is from RefSeq and is a predicted model, not a curated record. NCBI's taxonomy places the organism in Eukaryota, Metazoa, Chordata, Mammalia, Lagomorpha, Leporidae. Bases 426 to 1370 code for a protein of 314 amino acids. Gene Ontology annotation, biological process: rRNA processing; box C/D snoRNP assembly.